AUGGCUUGUCCCUUCAGCGACUCGCGUCGACUCUUCGUUGACCUAGCCUCUUCGCGAGACAGUGAAGGGUUCCAAUUCAGCGAGACACUCGGUGGCUACGUUGUUUCUCGAUACGAUGAUAUCGUCUCAGUCCUCGACAGACCCGAACUUUUCAGCUCUCGGCCGACGGUGCCAGAGUUCCCGCCAAUGGUUCGGGAUCUGUUUGCCAACAAAGUACCAGACAAGGGCACAUUGUUAGCACACGAUAACCCUGACCACGAUCGGCUGAGAAAGAGCGUCGCAUCCUUUUUUGUGCCACGUAGACUGGAACGAUUUGAGCCGAUGCUCCGCGCCGCUGCCCAUGAUCAGAUUGACAAAUUCGUUGAUUCAGGCUCAGUCGAGAUCAGGAGUCAAUUUGCAGUUCCUGUACCAUUGAGAUGUAUUGUGGUAGUUGCAGGACUCGACCCAGCCAGAUGGGAGUGGAUUGGACGUUGCCUUGCACUCUUCGGCGGCAUCACCAAGUCUGGAGAGGAACUCAGCAUUCAGCAAAGAGUUCAAGAUGUCUUGGAUUUGCACGCAUACAUCGCCGGCGUCAUCGAGGAUAGACGGAAUCAUCGUAAAGACGAUCUUAUCAGCCAUAUUUGGAACGAAAGAGAUGCUGGAGUAGUGGAAUUGACCGACUUCGAGCACUUGAGCAUGAUUCCAGGCCUUCUUCUUGCCGGUCAUGAGACUACGACCAAUGUUCUUUCCAUGGGGAUGGCACACCUGCUCCAUCAAGGCUUGUGGGAGCGAGCAUCAGAAAGCGACGCGACAAGAUCAGCCGCCAUUGAGGAACUUCUUCGCUAUGAGUCGGCCAUAACAGGGAUGCCACGGCUAGUCACAACGGAAACCAAAUUCGGGGCUAUGACCCUCCAGCCAGGAGAUAAGCUUUUUGUGGCAUACAACUCUGGAAGUCGCGACAGUACCAAGUUCGAGAAUCCGGAUGAAAUCGACAUCGAUAGACACUCCAAGACGCAGCAUCUCGGCUUUGGGCGUGGCGUCCACGCUUGCUUAGGAGCCCCCUUUGCACGUCUCCUCCUGAGGACGGAGCUCAAGGUCCUCAGAGAGCGACUUCCUCAGCUUAAACUAGAGACACCGUACGAAGAGAUCAAAUACAGCGAAGUCCAUGAAGGGCGUGGCCCAGAAGCCGUUCGGAUCUCUUGGGACCCUCCAACUCACCAUGACAUUGACAGUCGUGUUCAGCGCAAUUCGGCAACAAAGAAGGCAGCCAGGCCACACGACCAGAAGAUGACCGUCAGCGAAAUAUUUCAGGUCGCAACAGACGUGAUGCAAAUAACACUGCGACCCAUCGCUGGUUCUGGGACACCACGUUGGGCGCCUGGAGCCCACAUUGACGUCAAAGCAGGCCCAUUUGGCUUUCGACAAUACUCCAUCUGCUCAAGCCCAGAUGAGCGAGAUAGUCUGGCAUUUGCUGUAUUGAAGACGAACGAUACCGGAGCUUCUCACUUCAUACAUAACAGUGUGAAACAGAAUCUUGAGCUUAUUGUUCGCGGACCAAGGAACAACUUUUCCUUCGAACCAGGUUCGCGAAGAACUGUGUUCGUUGCUGGAGGCAUUGGAAUCACCCCUAUCAAGCCAAUGGCAGCGGAAGCAAAAGCCAGAGGGGAAGACUACACAAUCAUCUAUCUCGGCCGCAAGCGCGAUUCAAUGGCGUUUGUGGAAGCAAUGACCGAAAAGCAUGCGAAUAACUGCUUCACAUGGAUAACUGAUGAACAUCAUGGACAACGCUUCGAUGUUAGCAGGUACAUUCGAUCGCUAGAUACGGAAGGCCUUCGGGUUUACUGCUGCGGCCCUGAGGCUCUUCUUGAAGACGUUGAAAAGAGCCUGAAAGAUGCCCCACCAGGUGUUUUGCGACUGGAACGGUUUGCGAUGUCUUCGGACUCUGGCAAAGAGAACACAGCGUUUGAUGUUGUUCUCGGCCGGAGCGGCAAGGUUCUGCGAGUUCCUGAGGAUAGGUCAAUCCUAGAUGUCAUCAAUGAUGCAGGAGCUGGAGUAAUGUCCACCUGUAACAAGGGCUUAUGCGGAACUUGUGAGAGCUGA
This is a messenger RNA of Colletotrichum aenigma, 2079 nucleotides long. It is a transcript of the gene mycG, whose product is annotated as Mycinamicin IV hydroxylase/epoxidase. Gene Ontology annotation, molecular function: iron ion binding; oxidoreductase activity, acting on paired donors, with incorporation or reduction of molecular oxygen; 2 iron, 2 sulfur cluster binding. NCBI's taxonomy places the organism in Eukaryota, Fungi, Ascomycota, Sordariomycetes, Glomerellales, Glomerellaceae. Bases 1 to 2079 code for a protein of 692 amino acids. The record is from RefSeq and is a predicted model, not a curated record. The transcript is spliced from 2 exons.